AGGAUCUUUAUUUAGCAGGAAGUUCGCGGUAGCUAGCAAGAAACCAAUAAUGAGAACACUGAUGAGCAGUUAGCUGCUUCUUACGCUCUUUAAAAAGAACCACAUUUUUCACCAGUAUUUAAAGACAAGUCCAAGUCAGCUAUGUCUUCAGCGACCAAGGAGACCAAGACCAAGGAGGAAAAGGAUGCAGAGUUGGACAAACGAAUUGAAGCUCUGAGGAAGAAGAAUGAAGCUCUGGUAAAGAGGUACCAGGAAAUCGAGGAAGACAAGAAGAAGGCAGAGCAGGAAGGCAUUGCCGUGACGACGCCUCGAAAACCCCGCACACAUGAGCCGGAGCCAGACCGGCGGAAGACGGAGAAGGAGAACUUCACAGUCACGGUGGAUCUUUCCAAGCCGUCAGGGGAGAAGAGAGUUGUGAACGACUGGAAAGCCAGCACACCUCGGGGCCGGAAGAAGUCGGAGGAGAGCGAUAGUCCUAAAGGUCCCAGCGAUGGCCGCAGCCCCCCCAGGAGGACGGGGUCUGGAAGAGUUGGGCGAGGUGGUCAGAGAGGAGGAGGUGGAGAAGGAAGAGGAAGAGGUCGCCAGGAGAGGAGAGACUGGGAGCCCAGAACUCCCAGAGAGGGAGAGUCUGGUGAGUCUGGAGGCCAGGGACGUAGAGGAGGAAGAAGAGGAGGAAGAGGAGAAGGAGGAGAUGGAGAAGGAGGAGGAGGAGGAGGAGGAGGAGAAGGUACACCGGGCGGAAUGGACAGAAAAUCCAAGGAAUGGGCGGAGAAGAGGCGACAGAACAUUGAGAAGAUGAAUGAGGAAAUGGAGCGGAUAGCGGAGUACGAAAGAGGACAGAGGCCGGAUGGAGACAAGCCAAUCCGUAAUUUUUUGGAUGACCCGAGGCGUUCAGGUCCCGCUCCGGACUUGGACCGAAAAGAAGGCAGCAGGAGACACGUGCGGAACUGGGGAGGACUGGACUUUGAAAAUGUGAAAACAGGACCUGAACUAGAAAGAGAGUGGACUAGUCGCCGACCGGGUCCGAAAGGCGGCUCUGUGGACAUGACGAUGUCGAUGACCGGCCGCGAGAGAGCCGAGUACCUUCGCUGGAAAAAGGAGCGCGAGCUGAUUGAUGAGGAGAGAUUAGCACGCCACCGUAACGCCACGGGCCAGUGGAGACGGGAGUGGGACGCUCAGAAGACUGAGAACAUGUUCAAGGAGGACCCACAUGUGGCUGCAGAGGACACAACAACAGAGGAGGGCGGCAGGAGAGACGACAGCAAACGGACUCCUAGAGGACCAACAUUUGGCGACUUCCUGUCCCAGGGCAGGGGCCAGGGGCCCCGCGGGGACCGCAGCAGAGGCAGGGGCCGAGGACAGAGACAGAGCUACAGCAUGCACGACAACCGCUGGGAAGGAGAGAAGGAAGAAGAGGAGGAGGAGAAAGAAAAGGAGGACAAGACAAAGAGAGAGGCGAAAACCACAAAGAAGAAAAUGAAGAAAGAGGAGGAAGAAGAAGAAAAACCCAAACCUAAAACAGAAGAGCAGAAGGUGGAAGAGAAAAAUGAAUACGAGGUGGGAGAUGAUGACGAUGAAUGGGAAGACGCCAGUGAUGAAGAGGAAGUUGGAGAAAGAAGCGACUCAGAAAAGGACUCCAGAGGCGGGGAGAAGAAAGACAAAAAUAAAAACGGCUCACCCAUGUCUGCCAAACAGCUUUUACAGACAAAAAAAGCAGAAAGCCCCAAGGAGCAACGGACUCCGAGGCCAAAGGUCCGCAUCCCUCCUCCAGCGGCCACACAGGAGUCGUCAGAUGGAGGAAAACCCCUCAGCCCCUUCUACCCGCUGGAUGGCCACCAGCCUGUGUCGGACUGGGCGGAGGAGAUGGAGAUGCAGUCGCCCAGGAGCAGCAUGGGUGGGGAGAGCCCGGUAAAGCCCUCCAGCACCGAGUCCAGUCCUCCUCAGAAGAAGGACCAGGAGGAGGAGGAGGAGAGCUCAGCUGGCGGCUCUAGUGAACCCAGAGAGCCACAGAAGGAGGAGCAGACAGGUGGGAGAGCCAUGGAGGAAUGUUCUCCUUCAGCAAACCCCCAGCAGACCGCCACAGUAUCAGAGCCCGAACAGAUCGCCUCACAACCCCCUGCUGCACCACCUUCUGAUCCCACCCCAUCUGAAGAUUCUGACCCAGCUCCGUUCUCUCUUCCGGACGCAACGCACUCUGAGGUCAAAGAGGUUGCUGUGACGGCUGACCAGGCUCCACAUGCUGCUCCAUCAGAAGAAGACAAGUUGGACCCUCCUGCGUCUGCUGUGUCUGUUGAGGCCGAGCAGAUUUCCCUCGAAGCGGCGGCGAGGAAAGAAGACGAGGCGACGCCCGCAGGGCACGAAGAUGCUCCAGGAGCUGAAGCAGGACCGUCUUCAGAGCAGACAUCCUCAGGUUGACAGGAGCGAACAAUGAGCUGAGGAGCAUUAACCUGAAGGCACCAAUGUUUAUAUCAAUAAAUGAAAAAUCAUCAUCAUGAGGAGGAUUGACGGAGCUUUACAUCCAUGGACCAACCAGUUGCUCUGGAUUCAAGACUUUGAAUCAUUGAUUCUGAUCCACCUCGGUUCUGUUCUUCACUGAGGCAUCAUUGGUAACAUUUCCAUCAGUUACUUGAGUAUUCUGAACGUUUUCAGCUUACAAAAACGAGGGGUUUCUUCCUCUAAUAAGAACUAAAACCAAUGUUGUCCUGAAGCCUGGGGCAGUAAGUCAUUUCUUCAUUCUACAGGUCAGGCAGUAAUUGGACCUGGGUUUGGCUUGUUAAAUUGAGUUCAGAUCAACAAAGGAAUGUGGUUAAUCAUUUAAUUCAGAAUUUAACAAGUAGGGGAAUUACUUUAUCAUAUAGGAUCAGGUUUGUUUAUUUUAACAAAUUAUAGUCCGGUGGAUACUACAGUUUUUAUUCACUGUGGUUAUUUUUUGUCUCAGUUUAAAAUUGUUUGAUCUGAAACAUUUAAGUGGGAUUUAAAAGAAAUUUGUGAGUGGGGGGGGGACACUUUUAUAGCAUCUUUUAACACCUCUGUUUACAUGACAUAAUCUAGCUGGGCUCAAGCCUCCUUAUGGUGGAGAAAACGCCAGUGAAGGAAGUUAAACAGCAGAUUUUUAGACUUCACAAUGGUUAGAAAAUGUUCAGAUCUGAUAAUGUAUAGUUCUGUGAAGAGUCGGAGCCUAAAUGGCAGAAAUGUUGAGCUCAUGACGUACGACACUUAAAACACCUACGGCCGGCAGCAUUUCUAGCAGGUUGAUUCGAAGCUGCGCUCUCAGGUCAAAGCAUGAUUGUUGGUUUUAAAUCCGUUUGGAGGACAGAGGAGAGGUGCAGGAUGCUUGUUUUAGCGUCAUACGUUGAAUGUGGCACAUUAAUCCCAUGUUGUAAAUAAAAUCAAAGUAAAUAUAGUACUCAGUGCACAGGAUAUUAAUGUAAAUGAUGCAGUAAACUGUCAGAAAUACUUUAAAAUCGCUGCUCUUUUACCUCGUCUCACCUCUCUUCGUGUUGCUUUCACACAUCAUGUGCUUCAAGGAGACGACAUAAAGUCUGUUUAAAUGAGUUUCUUUACUUCUGUCUGAAAUGCUGAAUGCAUUUUACAUUUAUGUUGCUGUGACAUUUUAAUCAGUGCUCUCUUUAUUAGCAGAGCUUUUCCAUGGGAUUUAGGCUCCCAUUUUAUACAGUCUGUUUUUACUUCACCAGAAAAUCAUGUGUUUUUUUUUUUAUGUUGCAUCAUAUCAAACCAUGUUUUUAAUUUUGAACAAUCGGGUGUUUUGCUUUAAACCAACUCCUCUCCUGCCUGCUCCUCACUUCUUUUCAUACAUGGAUUAUUUCUGCUUUGAUUGCUGCAACGAUGCAACUCAUCAGCAUGAUUGGGACGCUCUGUGAUUCACAUGCAAAGAACAACACUGCCUCUACCGCUGAAAGUUUGUUUUUAUACUUUAAGUUACCUUAGAAAUGAUGUAUUGCAUAUAAGUUUAUAGAUGCAGGAUGUGUGUUUUUUCUCUUGAAUGCUUCUGUCAUACCUCUGCAGACCAAGAUGGCUUUUUAUUUGGUUUGUUUUUAGUUUUCCUCGUCUGUAAAUGGCGUGUUUUAUCCAAGCAGCUGUGGCGUUUGAGGACAAAACGACAAACUGGUUGCUUUAAAGUCUUUGUUCAGGCUCUGAUGAAUAAAAGUGAUAAAUUUUGGUUCAAA
This is a messenger RNA of Girardinichthys multiradiatus, 4187 nucleotides long. RefSeq names its product coiled-coil domain containing 9 (gene ccdc9). NCBI's taxonomy places the organism in Eukaryota, Metazoa, Chordata, Actinopteri, Cyprinodontiformes, Goodeidae. Bases 142 to 2415 code for a protein of 757 amino acids. The transcript has 14 exons. The record is from RefSeq and is a predicted model, not a curated record.